UUUGUGUAUUCAUACUUAUUGUAAAUCAAAUAAUGGCAAUCAAAACGGUUAUCAUCACAUUUUCCAUCAUUAUUGCAUUCAGUGGUGAUGUAUUUGCUGGAGAAGUAGCUGCUCCUCUUGCUGCUGCCGCACCUGCACCAGCUGCUGUCGGCUAUGCUAACACAAUACCUUACAAUGUUCCACCAUUUGCUGGAAGAACUGAUGUGUUUAUAAGAGGAUUAUCUGCAGCUCCUGCACCUUUAGUAGCAGCACCAGCGGCACAUCCAGCACCAUUUGCAGCAGCACCAUUAGCCGCUGCACCGGGAUUAUUUUCAGCAGGAUUAUAUGGACCUAGUUCUGCACUUCCAUACGCUGGCGCACCUGCAUACCUAAGUGGUGGCCCAGGAUUAUUUGGAGCGGCUUCACCAUAUGCAGGAUUUUUUACUCCAGGUUUAUAUAGUGGAUUAGCUUCAGCAUUAGCUUAUAAUGGUGCUUUAAGUCCUUAUGCUGCAGCUCCUAUACCUGGAACACCCUUUAUUAAAAAGUAG
Messenger RNA from Chrysoperla carnea, 527 nucleotides. RefSeq names its product cuticle protein 19.8-like. Lineage: Eukaryota; Metazoa; Arthropoda; Insecta; Neuroptera; Chrysopidae. The coding region runs from base 33 to 527 and encodes 164 amino acids. The record is from RefSeq and is a predicted model, not a curated record. The transcript has 2 exons.